Molecule: messenger RNA, 1398 nt
Organism: Colletotrichum aenigma
Lineage: Eukaryota; Fungi; Ascomycota; Sordariomycetes; Glomerellales; Glomerellaceae
Gene: PSMD10
Product: 26S proteasome non-ATPase regulatory subunit 10
Exons: 4
Coding region: 1-1398 (465 amino acids)
Molecular function (GO): protein binding
Source: RefSeq, a predicted model, not a curated record
AUGGACUGCCAGGGGUUUGAGUCUGACAAAACGUUCUGUAGAUUCCUCGCGCGAUGCGCGAAAUGGAUUGGGGAAGGUCCGCACCUUGACCUUCUUGAGGCACUAAUGCAUCUAGACUUCGACGCUGGAGAAGUAGAGGCUCAGGAAUGGCCAGAGCCUUGCUCAUCAAAUUGGAGAUCCGAGAGUGUCACUCCUGAUCCCUUCUUCGUUGAGUAUAUCAGCAUCCUUUGCAAGGAUAACCAAGGUUUUGCCGGCAUGACGCCUCUUCACGAGGCUGUCUUAUUUGGAUCAUCGCAGUCAGUGAAGACAUGGGUCGAGCGGUCCAAAAGAGACGAGAAGAACUUUCUUGGCCAAACUCCGCUUCACCUCGCAGUCUACAAAGCUGAGUACCUAACGGCCCUACUAGAGUCAGGUCACGAUGUAAAUGCUGUCGACAACUAUGGCAUCACGCCCCUGAUGUAUGCAGCCGCGACAGACCAAGAAGACGCUCUCUUCAUUCUUAUCAAUGCACAUGCGAACCUAAAAGCAGUGGACAGUCGGUACCAACGUACCUUCUUUGGUUACGCCGUUGCCAGGCGGAAUUGGGGUCUGAUAUACAAUCUUCUCUUGGUCAUCAAGAAAUCUGCCAAGAAAGAAGUCGCGGAGUCUUGGGUACGAGCAACAACAGCAAACGCCCAAGUGGCUGUUCCGGACUUGGAUUAUGACAGCCCCGUCUCUCUCCGACACUUUCUGACUCUGUGUCAAGACGUGAAUUUCACCUACGAUAAUGGAGAAGACAGAAGGAACAACUGCCUUCUCCACGACAUUAAGAGCGUCUCUGACUUGGAAGCCUUGAUUGACAAUGGAUUCACAAUGAUCAACCAUGUCAAAAGCCUUGACGAAGAACAAGAAUUCACGGACAUUUUGAACAGUGAAUUGGCGCACAGGAAUGAGGGAUCAUACGAAAUACUUCUCAACCAAUGGUUUACACUAAUUGGGAACUUGGUUCGAAAAGCCACCCGGAGGGCGGCGGAGACCAAGAAACAAAAGCAUUCGCGAAGGCAAGGUCCAGAAAUUGAUUACAAAAAUGAUUGCUUCACGUACACUACGGAUACGGAUAUUUUUCUGAAUCAAAACCCAGCACCGGGCGUUCAGACCUCUAUUUGCGAGUACGUCUUGUGGAUGGAGCACGAGUAUCACCAGGGACAAAUGUCCAAGCUGGAGAAAUUCACUCGAGAAGCCUGGUAUUCAAAACGGAUUUCGUUGCUCCAUACGCUGCUCAGUAUCAUUGAGAUUCCGGUAGGGUCUCUCGUUGAUCGAUUGAGAAAGCUGCAACCACUAUAUGUUGAUGGUCGUAAGGACCCCAUCGAUCCCGAGCCCUACAUCAAACACUUGUUGGCCUCUGCGAACAAUCGAUGA